UUCACACACAUUACCGGAAAAUGGUUAAUCUAUCAUCUCAUCUCUUUCUUUUAUCGCUUUCAUUGCAUUGUUGUUUUAUUGCUUGCUUAGCUGCAAAUACAAAAAACAUCACAACUGAUCAAUCUGCUCUUCUAGCAUUCAAAUCCCUAAUUACUUCAGACCCUUAUGAUGUGUUGGCUAAUAAUUGGUCAACCUCCUCUUCUGUAUGCAAUUGGGUUGGUGUCACUUGUGAUGAGCGACACGGUAGAGUCCACAGUUUGAUUCUCCAAAACAUGAGUCUUAGAGGUACCGUUUCCCCAAACUUGGGGAAUCUGUCCUUUCUUGUUAUACUUGACCUAAAAAAUAAUAGCUUCGGUGGUCAGUUUCCUAAAGAGUUAUGUUCGUUGCGCCGAUUAAAGGUUCUUCAUAUCAGCUACAACGAGUUUGAAGGGGGGAUUCCUCCAGCAUUGGGGAACUUAUCACAACUUCAAUAUUUGUAUCUCGGCGCUAACAAUUUUAAUGGUUUUAUUCCCCAAUCUAUCGGUAACCUUCAUGGGUUGAUAGAAUUGGAUACCAUACGGAACAAGUUGUCUGGACUCAUACCUCGAACAAUUUCUAACAUGUCUUCCAUUGAAGUUCUCCAUUUAUCUUUUAACUACUUUUCAGGUGAAAUUCCAUCGCUUAACAACAUGACUUCUUUGAGGGUGGUAGAUUUUGCCUUUAACAAUUUAAAUGGAAGACUACCAAAUGAUUUUUUCAAUCAGCUUCCUCAACUCAGAAAUUUUAGUUUAAACAACAAUCAAUUUGAAGGAAGCAUUCCACAAUCAAUUGGUAACUGUACAUCAUUGAUAUACUUAGAUUUAUCAUCAAACUUUCUCACAGGUGAAAUUCCAAAAGGGAUAUUGGGUGAUCUUACACAGCUAAUAUCAUUGUCCCUUAUGGAUAACCAGCUUUCAGGUGAAAUUCCAUCGUUUAACAGCAUGACUUCUUUGAGGGUGGUCAAAUUUAGCUAUAACAAUUUGAAUGGCAACUUACCAAAUGAUUUUUUCAAUCAGCUACCUCAACUUGAAAACUGUAAUUUACACAACAAUCAAUUUGAAGGAAGCAUUCCACGAUCAAUUGGUAACUGCACAUCAUUGAUAUACAUAAAUUUAGCAUCAAACUUUUUGACAGGUACGAUUCCCGAGGAGAUUGGCUAUCUUGAUAAACUUCAGCGACUAUCAUUUUCUAACAAUAGCUUAAGUGGAUCUAUUCCUUCCAAAAUCUUCAACAUGUCAUCACUCACUAAUUUGGAGGUUGAACAUAAUAGCCUCUCAGGCACAAUUCCAUCAAAUACGGGAUAUAGCCUUCCUAGCCUGCAACAUCUACACUUGAAUAAUAACAAUUUUGUUGGAAAUAUUCCAAAUAACAUAUUCAACUCUUCUAAUCUUAUUCAUUUUCAAUUGCAUGACAACGAAUUCAGUGGAACUCUACCCAAUAUUGCUUUUGGAGAUUUAGGAUUGCUUGAAUCGUUUCGCAUAUAUAACAACAAAUUGACAAUAGAAGAUUCUCAUCAAUUCUUUACUUCCUUGACAAAUUGUAGAUAUUUGAAAUAUUUAGAGCUAUCAGGGAAUCAUAUAUCUAAUCUUCCUAAGUCAAUUGGAAACAUAACUUCAGAAAAGUUUGAAGUGGAUUCGUGUGGAAUUGAUGGUAAUAUUCCCCAAGAAGUUGGAAACAUGACCAACUUGCUACAUUUUAAUCUUCAUGGGAAUAAUAUAAGUGGACCAAUACCUGGUACAUUCAAAGGGUUGCAGAAACUUCAAUAUUUGAAUCUUGGACACAAUGGACUACAAGGAUCAUUUAUUGAAGAGUUUUGUGAAAUGAAGAGUUUGGGUGAGUUGGGUCUAGAAAAUAAUAAGCUUUCUGGUGUUUUGCCAACAUGUUUGGGAAAUAUGAGUUCUAUUAUAAGGUUAUACAUAGGCUCUAACAGUCUGAACUCUAAGAUACCUUCCUCUCUUUGGAGUGUCAUAGAUAUCUUAGAGCUAGAUUUGUCCUCUAAUGCCUUCAUUGGUAAUCUUCCACCUGAGAUUGGCAAUUUGAGAGCAAUUAUACUAUUAGACCUAUCAAGAAAUCAGAUUUCAAGCAACAUUCCAACAACCAUCAGUUCCUUACAAACAUUGCAGAAUCUCUCCUUAGCACAAAAUAAACUGAUUGGAUCAAUUCCCAAAUCACUUGGUCAUAUGGUAAGCUUGAUCUCUUUGGACUUGUCCCAAAAUAUGUUAAAAGGUGUUAUUCCAAAAUCCUUAGAAUCACUUGUGUAUCUUCAAAACAUCAACUUCUCAUAUAAUAGAUUACAAGGAGAGAUUCCUGAUGGUGGACAUUUCAAAAACUUCAUAGCUGAAUCAUUUAUGCAUAAUGAUGCACUUUGCGGUGAUCCUCGCCUCCAAGUACCUCCAUGUGGUAAGCAAGUUCAGAAAUGGUCAAAUGAAAAGAAGCUUAUAUUGAAAUGCAUACUUCCCAUAGUUGUCUCAGCCAUUUUGGUUGUUGCGUGCAUCAUACUAUUAAAACAUAAUAAAAGGAGAAAGAAUGAAAAUAAUGUUGAAAGGGGUUUGUCAACUUUGGGAGCUCCAAGAAGAAUAUCCUAUUAUGAAAUUGUGCAAGCGACUAAUGGAUUCAAUGACCGUAAUUUCCUUGGAAGUGGGGGAUUUGGCUCUGUUUAUCAGGGGAAGCUUCUUGAUGGUGAGAUGAUUGCCGUUAAAGUAAUUGAUUUGCAAUCAGAGGCAAAAUCAAAGAGCUUUGAUGCAGAAUGCAAUGCCAUGAGAAAUCUACGACAUCGAAAUCUGGUUAAGAUUAUCAGCAGUUGUUCAAAUCUUGAUUUCAAAUCAUUGGUGAUGGAGUUCAUGUCAAAUGGAAGUGUAGACAAAUGGUUAUAUUCAAAUAACUAUUGUCUAAGUUUCUUGCAAAGGUUAAAUAUAAUGAUAGAUGUUGCAUCUGGAUUGGAAUAUCUCCAUCAUGGUUCUUCAAUACCUGUGGUUCACUGUGAUCUAAAGCCUUCCAAUGUCUUGUUGGAUGAAAAUAUGGUUGCACAUGUUAGUGAUUUUGGUAUUUCCAAGCUCAUGGAUGAAGGACAAUCUAAAACUCAUACACAAACUUUGGCUACUAUUGGAUAUCUUGCACCAGAGUAUGGAUCAAAAGGAAUUGUUUCUGUGAAAGGAGAUGUAUACAGCUAUGGGAUUAUGCUAAUGGAAAUCUUUACAAGGAGAAAGCCAAUAGAUGAUAUGUUUGUUGCAGAACUAAGCUUGAAGACAUGGAUCAGUGGAUCAUUGCCUAAUUCAAUUAUGGAGGUCAUGGAUUCAAAUUUAGUCCAAAGAACUAGGGACCAAAUUGAUGAUAUAUUGACUCACAUGUCAUCUAUUUUUAGUUUAGCCCUGAAUUGUUGUGAAGAUUCACCUGAAGCAAGAAUCAAUAUGGCAGAUGUUAUUGCGACGCUAAUCAAAAUCAAGACUUUGGUUGUUGUCGCAAACACAAUCUAGUUAUUUUCAUUUGUAAACUGAUGUAAUUUUUUUUCCUUUUGUAAUGUUUGUCCUUUAACUGUCUACAUUGUUGUAUGAGAUUAAAAUACAUAUUAUUUUCUUAAUAUAUUUCCUUUUGCUUUUAAAGAAAUCAACUAGUGAAUAAGGAUCAUCACAGAAGCAUGUUAAUCGUGUGUACUGUAUCCAUUUAUGUUGUAUCCCCUCUCAAUUAUUAUUAUUAUUUUUAAUUUAAUUUGAAGUUUA
Molecule: messenger RNA, 3734 nt
Organism: Medicago truncatula (barrel medic)
Lineage: Eukaryota; Viridiplantae; Streptophyta; Magnoliopsida; Fabales; Fabaceae
Product: probable LRR receptor-like serine/threonine-protein kinase At3g47570
Exons: 6
Coding region: 21-3491 (1156 amino acids)
Biological process (GO): protein phosphorylation
Molecular function (GO): protein binding; ATP binding; protein kinase activity
Source: RefSeq, a predicted model, not a curated record